Messenger RNA from Corapipo altera (White-ruffed manakin), 1735 nucleotides. It is a transcript of the gene GPR160, whose product is annotated as G protein-coupled receptor 160. The record is from RefSeq and is a predicted model, not a curated record. Bases 231 to 1247 code for a protein of 338 amino acids. Gene Ontology annotation, cellular component: plasma membrane; signaling receptor complex. The transcript is spliced from 3 exons. NCBI's taxonomy places the organism in Eukaryota, Metazoa, Chordata, Aves, Passeriformes, Pipridae.
GGGAGGAGGCGAUGGCGCGGGACAGGAGCGGCGGCCGCAGGUUUCCUUUUCCGCGGACAGGAGCGCAGCGUCCGGUACGUGAAGACGAAACAUGGACGGAAUUAAGUCGUUCUGUGAGACGUAUCAGGUGUUAGAGGAUGCACUUGAGCCGAUAAAGGGUGAAGCGCUGAGCCCAGAGAUGAAGCACUGUGCCCUGUGACACUUAUCUUUGCUGUCUUCACCACUGGAGGAUGGCUGCCAGACUCUGUGAAAAUGGUUCUGGUCGGUACCACUGCACCCACGGCAACCAAACUCUUGAAACCAGCUGCGUGUUGCUCCUGAUCAUGCUCGGAAAAGUCUUCCUCGAUUUCUUCAUGUUGCAAGUCAAGCCAAAAAACGUGAAAGCCAGUUUUAUGGGAUACUUUUGCAUUUCAGUGGCACUUCUCGAUCUCACGCUGCUGCUGAUCUUCUGUUUCAUUUUCUGUUUCGAGGACUUUGCGCUCUGGGGGAUGCGGUUCACCAAGUACCACAUCUGCCUCUUCACCCAGAUCACCUCUCUCACCUGCGGAAUUCUGCACUACCCCGUGUACCUCGUGGCUGCUCUGGACUAUUACACCACUGUCUCCCAGACAUCCCAGUUCUCUAAAAGAGGCCAGAAAUUACUGUACGUGUUCGCUGUGGUGGUUAUAUGGAUUUCAGGGUUUUUCUGUAUUCUGAAAGUUCCCGCUGUCUAUGAAGAGCUGGAAAUUCAGAAGAGUGUCUCUCCUUACCAGUGCCCUGUCUCUGCCAGCCUGCAGAGCUACUCAGUCUCGUGUGCCAUGGUGCUGCUCCUGGGCACUGCUCUCCUGGCUCGCUGGAAGGAGGUGGUGACCACCCUGCUGUCUGCCAGGCUCGUCUCCAUCUCCAGUCAGCCUGCUUUGAUGUUCUCCUACACGUCCAACACCACCACCUGCUUUAAGUGGCAGCUCCUGAGCAGACUCCUCAUCUGCUUUCUUGGCACUUGGGCACCUUUAGUUGUUCUCCAGGUCCUGGUUGUGUUCCUGGGAGCGCAGAUUCCGGCCUACGUGGACAUGAACGUGCCCUGGCUGUACUUCAUCAACAGCUUCCUCCUGGCAGCCGUGUACUGGUGCCGGUGCCAGGAGGUCGAGCUGGCAGAGGGGACGUGGAGCUCAGACCCGUUUGUCAGCUGGAAAUUCUGCUUUGUGCCGUUUGACAAUGAAAACACAGAGCCAGCUGAUGAGCCGGGUGUGGUGAUUGUCAUCUGUUGAUGAGCUGCUGGCUGGAAAGGCUGCAAUAAGUGUGGGCGCUGAGGUUCUGUGGCUGGGUCCUUACAGACAACACAAGGAAACAGCUCCAGAGCUACACUCCAUGGAAAAAAGUCCAAUAUUGUAGUGAAUGUUGCACUGGAGUGCAGGACACUGGUCCCAGUGCACUGCAAGCACUGUCAGUUCACGGGAUUCAACCUCAGAUUACAUGUUUAAAAGACCACUGCUUAUAUAAACCAAGUUUUCUGUUAAACCUCAUGUUUAUGACAGAAUUUUACAUUUCCUUUACAUGGAAUGAUCUCAGGUUUUACAGUACAAAAUGGAAUAAAGUCUUCAAGGCUGGAGCUACAUGCAGGUGCUGAUCCAAAGUUCAAACAACUUCUGUGAUUUUUUUGAAGUGCAUUUUCUUCUUAAAGUCUGGCUUUGUGUCAGCUUGAUUGAAGUUAAGGGUUGCUGUCUAACAAGAAAUAAAUUUUUUUAGUUAAUGUAAA